Molecule: messenger RNA, 2922 nt
Organism: Danaus plexippus (monarch butterfly)
Lineage: Eukaryota; Metazoa; Arthropoda; Insecta; Lepidoptera; Nymphalidae
Product: protein distal antenna-like
Exons: 2
Coding region: 340-1848 (502 amino acids)
Molecular function (GO): DNA binding
Source: RefSeq, a predicted model, not a curated record
CACAAAGGAGAGGCGCGGCCGGCGGCGGACCGCGGCUGGCCUUAUCACAGGCACACAGUCGCCGCGCGCGCCUCGCGACGAACGUCUCGCGACUUAUACGCGGUCUUGACCUGCGACCUGCGACCCGGGACCGGCGACACACCGUGUCCCCUGACUCGUGAUAGUGAGUGAAACAUUAAACCUGUGAACACGUGUCGUCCGCGCACUGCGCAUCUCACCUAUAUUUUUAUUGGUCGGAAGUUUGAAGCACGCGGCCGUUUGUAAUAUAACAAAACGGCCGAACUGUCAAAAAUUGUAAACACAACACACGUGCCGACUCGCAAUAAGCGAGAGGCAAAGAUGACAACGAAGGGAAAGCGUCCUAUGCGCGCCCUCACACCCGGAGAUAAGAUCGAGGCCAUACAGAGGGUCAACGACGGCGAGUCCAAAGCCUCGGUCGCUCGUGACAUAGGAGUGCCCGAGUCCACGCUGCGGGGCUGGUGCAAGAAUGAGGACAAGCUCCGCUACAUGACCUCGAGGUUGUCCUCCCCCGACACCGACAAGAGCAACGACGGGGAGCCGCCGGACAAGCGCGCGCGCACCGAGUCCCCGACAGCUCCUCAGUCACCCAUCAACACCGGCCUGGAUCUUUCUAGCGCGGUCUCCGUUACUCACAGCACCACCCAGCCUCCGCCGCAGGCCGAUGUCCCCGUCGAGCUCACUACCAAGCGCAGCGAGCCCUCGCCCCCACUCCAUCCGCCACGAGAGCGCCGACCGGACCCCGGAGCCAGCGUCUCCAUGAGCGCCAUCAGCCCGCUAUCGGGAUUGGCCCAUCUACCAGGACUUACACAUUCUCACCUCGGAUUGAGCUUCAAUGAAAUCGCAAACAACCUAACACUCCUCGCUCAACUGAACCCCGGACUGUCGACGCUGUCGGCGCAGCCGGCGAGCAGAGCGCUGCGGUCUGUGCGCUCGCCGAAGCCAGCUCACAACGGAGUGCUUAACUUGAACGAAAACAAACAUCGCAGCAAAUCAAACCACUCAUCGGACCCGUACAGACACAGCGGGUCCAAGUCGAGUCACCACACUACUUCGCAAUCAGCGUCUCAGCCCGUCGACGACACGCUGUGGUACUGGCUCAAAACUCAACAGGCCAUGCUAGAUUUGACUUCCCAAACAACGGCUCAUCCGUUGCAAUUAGGAAAAACUAGCGAUCCCACUCUGCCGCCUAAGCCCGUGGCGCCCACGCCGCCCGUCAGUUCGCACCUCGACUACAACAGAAACUCUUGGCUGUGGCAGUAUUACAAACAGUUCGGUGGAGCCAUGCCGGUUCCGGAAGACAAGCACAAGCCGGCGUCACAGGUACCGAAAGACAAGUCCGGAGACAUCUUGUUCUCGCAUUUAACUAAAGCGAAGCCGGAGGACGACCGGAGCAUCAUUAGUCCAGACCAGAGCCAAACUCUGUCGGCUAAAGUCCGCGAGACAGUCCCGCCGCCGCUCCCGGCCGCUCCCGCAGAACCUCGAGUGGCCGAGCCCGCCUCGAGCCCGGACGUCGGCACGGAGAAUAAGGAACCCUCAGUAGAGAAACCCAUCGAGUCCGGCAGAAGCCAAACCAAGGCCAGAAACGUGCUCGACAACUUACUGUUCAACAGCAGCCAAGCGGCCAACGAAGAGAAUAAGAGCAACGGCUCCACGAACGGCGAGUGGGAGGCGGGCACGGUGGAGGCGCUGGAACACGGAGACAAGUUCCUCGCGUGGCUGGAGGCCAGCGGCGACCCGAGCGUCACCCGCAUGCACGUGCAUCAGCUCCGAGCACUGCUCCACAACCUCCGCACGCGCCGCGCCGCGCCCGACGCACGCCGCAAGUAACCCCGCGGCCUCCGUCCGGCGCUCGCUACAGGGAAUUAUUCAAUUACAUGUACAUAAUUAGUAUAUAGGUCGUCGCCAGUAAGCGUUCACUUGUGAUAUGUGUAGCCAAAUUUGCGUAAUUUCUUUGUUCUAAAAGAAAAGCUAUGCAUUAAAUCUGUUUACUUUUAGUUUAGUUAAGUUAUAAGUCCGCCGCGGUCUCGGUGAGCUCCGCCGAGCGACCUCCGUGAACACAGCAUUAGAUAGUUCCGCGUUUCAUCGGUCUUUAUAAUCAGAUAUGGUAGUCUUUUAAUGAAUGUUACGCAUUAACCGGCGAACCCUUUAUUUUCGAUGCACGCAUACUCCCUCGUUCAGUACCUAGUGUAAGUAGUGCCGCUGCUGACAUUCCCCUUCAACCCUACUCUAGUAGUUGGAGCCCCGUGUUCUACCUCAAGUCAUGAGCAUAGCUAUGCUAAGUCACGGCGUCCUUUCAAACUCUCGCCUCCGAGACGGCGACACGUGACACGGGACGUGACACUCGUCCCGUCUCCCGUCUCCAGGCUCCUCAUACCAAAUACUGGAAGGAUGUUUCGUCUCGUGUGCCAAUCAUGCGAACAAGGUGUAUUGUUAAGAUAAUUUAUGACUAUUGUGUUAGAGCUAGGUACACGUCUGAUUGUUUUGUAUUGCUCAGUAUUUUAUAUUGUAGACAUGACGUAUGUCGACAUCGGAAUUGUAUUAUAUGUUAAAGUUAACAGUUAAGGACACUGUGAUCAAAAUUAUAAAUUAUUGAGAGAUUAUUAAUAUUGUAAGUACAUUCCUAAUAAAUAGAGUGUAUUAUUGUAUGUUGAACGAUUGUCCAAUGACGGAGGCUUGGUCACGGCGAGGGCCGGGGCAACCGAACCUUCUAGAAGAGUUUAGAGCUCCGUUUCAUUGAAGUAAGAAUAGUUAAUUUGCAUUUCGUGUUAAUUUUAUUAGCUCCACGGGAAAUUAUUUGAGAGAUGUAUUUUGUACAAAAUUACAAAUUGAAAUUAUUAAAAUUAUACUCCUUACACAAAGUAUGUGAUCUUGAAAUGUUGAAGAAUUAAAGAUUAACCUUUA